GCCGAGCCCUGGUCCGACUCAGAGCCGGCCGACAGCGAGGCGGGCGGCUCCUGCGAGCAGCUGGACCACGUGCGCGCCGCGCUCUACUUCGCCAACCCGCUGCGGCCGCGCUCGGGGCUCAGCCGCUCGGCCGAUCACCUGCCCGUGCCGCGCCCCCGCACGCGGCUGUCGGAGGUGUCGUCGACUCAGAUGAAGGAGGCGCCGCCGGUGCCGCACAUCCUAGACACGCCGCAGCGCUGCCUCUGGGACGGCUGGGGCGAGUACGUGCACCGCGGCAGGAAGUACUACUACAACGUGGACACGCAGAACAGCACGUGGAAGCCGCCGCGACGCAACGUCAAGUCGACGAGCGUGAGCCCGGAGAAGUAUGGCGAGCGGGAGGAGCCGGCGACGCCCGUGUUGGAGGUGGACGUGCCGCUGGUGCCGCUGCCGUCCGGCUGGCGGCGCCGCGUCGACUCCAGCGGCGAGCUCUGCUACGUGCGCGACACGUCACCCACCCGGUGGUACAGCAAUCAGAACGAGGACGGGCAUGUGUAUUUUUUCGAGGAGGGCGGUACGUCCUCUUACUGGGCCCUGCCGUCUGUCGACGAUGGAACUAGUCAGAAUGCCAAAGACAAGGAGGCGACGGCGCGGCUGGGCGGGCCGGCGCCGCCGCCGCUGCCCAUCCCGCCGUACGUGCGCCAGGCGGGCCGCAGCCAGCGGGGCCGCUCGCUGCUGGUGCCGCCGGCGCCCGGCGCCGGCCGACCCCGCGUGUUCGCCGGCGAUCAGACGCACACCAUCCUGCAUCAGGGCACGCUGAACCGGACCAAGGUGGCCACAGAGACGUCCCGGCGGGUGCGCAAGAACUGGGCGCCCUGCCACGUGGUGCUCACGGACCGCUACCUGCUGCUCUUCAAGGACGUCAAGGGCGCCGCCGGCAUGUGGGGCUCGGCCCGGUCACAGUCCAGAGACGGUCGGUGGACCUGGCCGGCGCGCUCGUCUCCUGGCGACCCGACCGCCUCCUCGCGCAAGAACGUGUUCGAGGUGUGCACCGUGCACGGCCUCCAGCUGCUGCUGCAGGAGGAGAACUCGACCACGGCUGGCGUCUGGUAUGGUGCCAUCCGGGACGCCAUCGCGCGCAUGCCGCAGGGUCUGGACCACCUGCUGGCGCCGGAGCGGCCGGCGCCGCGUGAGGAGCUCCGGCUGACGCGCACCCGCUCCGCUCGCUUCAACGGCGCCGUGAGCGGCAGCCAGGAGGACCUUUCUAGGGACAGUAGCACGAUCCGCGAUCGGCUGCGCCGGUUUUUCCGCGCGCGCCCGCCGGCCGACGCGCUGGUCAGCCGCGGCAUACUGAAAGACGAGUCGGUGUUCGGCGGCCACCUGGCGGCGCUCUGCGAGGCCGAGGGCAGCACGGUGCCGCGCUUCGUGCGCGAGUGCGUGUCGGCCAUCGAGGCCAAGCCGGAGUACAUGAAGAUGGACGGCGUGUACCGGGCAUCGGGCAACCUGAGCCAGGUGCAGCGUCUGCGCUGCGAGGUGGACCAGGACAACUACCAGGUGCUCUGGGACGAGGAGGACGUGCACGUGCUGACGGGCGCUCUCAAGCUGUUCUUCCGCGAGCUGAAAGAACCGCUGGUGCCGUUCGAGCUGCUGCCGGAGGCGCUGCGGGCGGCCGGGCUGCCGGCGCGCGCCGAGCAGGUGUCGGCCUUCCGCUCGCUGGUGGUCGACCUGCCGGCCUGCAACCGGGACACGCUGCGGGCCGUGCUGGGCCACCUGAGCAGGGUGACUGAGCUGCAGGACUUUAACCGCAUGCACGCGCACAACCUGGCGAUGGUGUUCGGGCCGACGCUGAUGUGGCCCGAGCAAGACUCGCCAGACCUGGCGCUUGAUCUGAUGAAGCAGAACCGCGUGGUCGAGGCGCUGCUGGAGAACAUGUCGGCCGUGUUUGGGGCCCCGUGAUCCGCCGGCGCCGCCGCCGCCGCUGACCGGGCCCGGUGGAACGGGACCGCUGCGCUCGGCUCCGCUCAGCCGGCGCUGACGUCAUGGGAGCUGGUGACAAGCGAUGCGGCUGGAGCACCGGCGGCGGCGUGCUGCUCUGGACGCGUCCGUACCGCAGCAGUGAGGCUGCGGAAGAGAAGAGGGGAGGCGUCGGCUGGGGCGAGGCUGUCCCG
Pollicipes pollicipes is the source of this 2147-nucleotide messenger RNA. RefSeq names its product rho GTPase-activating protein 15. Lineage: Eukaryota; Metazoa; Arthropoda; Thecostraca; Pollicipedomorpha; Pollicipedidae. The record is from RefSeq and is a predicted model, not a curated record. Gene Ontology annotation, molecular function: protein binding. The transcript has 12 exons. Gene Ontology annotation, biological process: regulation of GTPase activity; signal transduction. The coding region runs from base 190 to 1935 and encodes 581 amino acids. Gene Ontology annotation, cellular component: cytoplasm.